Molecule: messenger RNA, 2852 nt
Organism: Bicyclus anynana (squinting bush brown)
Lineage: Eukaryota; Metazoa; Arthropoda; Insecta; Lepidoptera; Nymphalidae
Exons: 5
Coding region: 399-2420 (673 amino acids)
Source: RefSeq, a predicted model, not a curated record
AGGCAUGAAAUUAUAGAUAAAAUCAUUUAAUCGCGAACGUAAACCAGUCGGAGGUGCGCGUGUUACGUUACCCUAAGUCCACUACAACGUUAUAUAUAUGCAGUUUACCCUACCGAAUUUAUCGCUUCAAAAAUAUAGGCUGAAAAAGGCUGGUAAUCAGAGCUGUAAAACUAGUUAUAAAAAAAAAGAAUUUUUAUAUCUGUCAAUAAUGCGUGGUGUUUAUUAAUCUGUGCAAUCAAGUGUCAAAGUCAAAUUCGCGAAGUUUUGUUUACGAUACGAAUUCAAAAAAGUUAAUAACUGUCGUAAACUUGUUAGAAGCGGAAUGAAGUGCAGAAAUAUUUAUUGUUGAGGUAUUGGUGUUUAAAAUUAAGAACCUGUAAAAAUUUGCUAUCACCUAUAUGAAGAAAGUACGUUUUGAAUCACCAGUGAAGCGUAUAUUACCAGCAAUGCACGAAUCAGAGUGCCAUUCUCCCAGGCCAUUCAUUCAUAAGCAAGUUAAAUCCGCACCUCAUGUGGAAUAUCUGGAUUAUCGUAUGGUACCAUACACAAACGACCCUGUACAAAGAUUCGAAUGUGGAAAUUCUUCACCAUAUCCAAUAGUUGCCAGAACGAGCCUGUCUAGUGCUGCUGAGUUAGAACAUAGAUGGGCACCUUCUAAUGAACUUGAUCUGAGUAUGCUUGAUUCUGCGCUUAGCUCUCGCAUGGCACCGUCAACAUUAAAACCACACUAUACAUCUAAUACACAACCUAUGUACAGUAAUGCACAAAAGAAUCCAUUGUCAGAAACCACAUCUAAUGUUUUACCUUCCAUGGAAAACAAAAAUAUGCCAACUCCACCUAACAUCCUCAAAAAGAAUGACGAUUUUUUCUUAAGAAGAGAUAAUUUAAAUGGAUACAAAACAAGCAGUAACAUAAACAAACUACAGUUAGAUAAAGAAAAUAAUCCUUUGUUAAAGAAAUCACAAAUUGUAAUGUUGGGACAGUCAUCCUUGCCUCAGAAUAAUGUAGCUAGCAGGCACUCUGGUAACUCUUCUAAUGAAACAGAUAAUAGCCCAUGUAGAUGUCAUCAUUGCAUUAAAGUUUGUGACCGCCAGCAAGUUGAACAGCCACAAGUGGCGAUAGUGAGUAAUCAAAACUUAAAGAGAAAUGGCUAUAAUAUGUGUCAUUGUAUAACAAUGUUGCCUCAAAACUACCCACAUUGCUCUUGCAAUAUCCCACAGAUUAGGCCACUUGCUCCAAACUGCAAUUGCAAUAUUGCACCUACUGCACCUCAUAAUGCAGUAGACAAAAAGACCUGGGCUAUCAAAAGAUAUGAACAAAAUAACAAACCAGAAUGCUUAGAUGUGGAGAAGCCAAUGAACAUCACUUUAGACAAAAAAGAACCCACUGUAGCUGAUUUGUUUAAAAUAAUCAAAUUGCAAAAUGAACAAUUGCAAUUACUACAAGAGAAAGUUGACAAAUUUAUAUCAUCCAACGCUAAUAAUGGACACAAUAUAAAUCCUCCGGUGGAGAAUUAUAUGACUGAACAAGUUGCUCUCGAAGCUGGCAAUGUAGAGAAGAAAAUAUCAAUUGGUGUUAUGACAAGUUUUGAAGUGGUACGAACUUCGACUAUAAUUAAUAAAGAAUUCAUCAAACAAAAUGAAGCCCAAAUACAAUGUAAUAGAUCACAAAUUAGCAUCAAAGAGGUUGUAUCAACACAACCAGCGAAUUUAAACUUCCUUGAUGGCUUGACCCCUGGCAUGAAUCAAGUUGAUUCACAUCAGCCAAGCAAAAGUAACCCUUCAGAUGGUAAAGGCAAUGUGACAAAAAAUGAUUAUGUGGAUGACAAGACUCUGAAUGAGAUGAGCUUAUAUAAUGUUCAAGUUGACAAUGCAAUAACACCAAAUAUUUCACCUGAGCAAAGUCUUUAUCUAGAUAUUAGGGAUUACAGCGAUUCUGAUGCAAGCAGUGAUGACAAUGCAGGAUGGACAUAUUAUAAUAAAGUUAUGACACAUGUAAACGGUAUGUUACAGGAAUCUGAUAUGCCUUCCUCGGCUAGCGCAAUGUAUAGAAAUGUAAAACAAAAGUGUAUCCAGAUGCAAAUUGAUAAAGCCAAUGUCAGUGUGGCUAAAAGGGUAACAUUUGGAGAUGACCCACUAGGUCUCCAGAAGCCACAGAUUCAGCAAGUUUUGUGUCCCAGCACAGACACUAGUCUUAAAAUGAAGCAGCUCGCGGCUAAGUACUUAGCGAACGGCGCCUCCACAUCAAACAGCCCGUCACCCAGACCUGGCACUAUGCCUGACAUGUCUCUAGCUACAAGAAACUAUAUGGAGAAACACAGGAUACUAAGAGCUACAAAUAUGCAAUCAGAUCAGCCAAAUAUGGAUAUACCCAAAUUUUUAGACAUAACAGCGUUAAAAAGACAAACCAAACUUUUAUAAUAACUAUUUUUUUUUAUAUAAACUUUUAAAUUCUCAAAAAUAGUUAAAAGGUGUUUUAGAAAAUAUAGUUCAUUUAUAUUUUAUGUUAUUUAUAAGCUUGUAGGGUUUAAAUAUUUAGAAACUUGUUUGACUUGUUAAGUUAACAAUGUUAAGUUUUUUUUAUUAUUUAAUUUUGACAUAUAAAUUAUUAUUUAAUAUUGAUACAUGAUAUAUAAAUUCUGAAUAUGUAAUUUUUAGAGUAGGAUGAUUUUGUAAAGAUUAAAGACAUACUAUAGCACCUUAUAGUAUUUUUCAUUUGAUAAGAAUUGACAAUAAUUUUUGUGUAUAUUAUAUAUUUAGUUACAUUGUAAUUUAUAACGAUAUCCAUAUUUUGUUGACUUUUAAGUGUUGUGUGUUUUGAUAAUAAAUUAAUAAAAGACAUUUAAUAUUGAA